Molecule: messenger RNA, 869 nt
Organism: Musa acuminata AAA Group (dessert banana)
Lineage: Eukaryota; Viridiplantae; Streptophyta; Magnoliopsida; Zingiberales; Musaceae
Exons: 3
Coding region: 44-454 (136 amino acids)
Source: RefSeq, a predicted model, not a curated record
ACGACGUAGAUUGAGGUUGAAGGGGGAUCGAAGGGUUUUAAAUAUGGGGAAGAGGGAGAAUAAGGCCGGCGAAUUGGGAGAUGAGAGCGAGGGAGGAGACGAGAAAACGUUCGAGGAAGGAGUUUGGGAUACCCACCCACGUCUACGUCGUCGUCAGGUGACGGAGUAUAUUCUUCCUCCGGCUGCGUCCUUAUCCGCCCACCGCAGAAGAGAAGGAAACAAAGGUUUGGGUUCGAUCGACCGACCACGCCGUCCGAGGUGGUUGAUUGCUGCUGCGGCGACCACGCCCAAGAGGAUCUCACCCGCGUCGUCCAAGCGCGGCCAUUAUGUCGGAUCCGGCGCCGGCCUUGGCUUGGAAGCCCUCAUGGGCAUUGCUUGCUCGCCAGAUGUGCAACAGAAGUGGACUGAGGACAGGAAAUAUGACCCACGUCUUGAAGAUGUAAGAGAGAACUGAGACACGGUCAAACCUACUCCAUCUGUGGAUCACUGUUGCUGAUAUUUUUGCCAGCUGUGCGAGGUGGUACUGUUGCUACUGGGAUUGUAGAUUAUGUCUGUUUUGGGCCCUUUGCAACAGGAAGAACCUACUUGAGGAAGAGUGAUUUGGUUGUGGUGAAUCUGGACUAUCCAAUUGAACUGGUUGAUUCUAUCAUCUGAAUUCAGUGGGAUGUCAAGUGUCAAUUAGUGUAUGCUUAUAGAAUUCUACUUUUCUAUACUGCUUUCUGGUUUCUUGGACCUGCAGAAGCAUUACUUUAGUGUGAGCUGCUGCUCCCAAAUUGUAUAUAUGUUUUUUUCACUCAAAAAAAAAAAAUUGUUGUGGGCAUAUCAGAUUUUAUGAUUAUUUGAGCAAUGCGCCCUUGCUUUUCUUUCUA